AUGGCAGGCUGGCUGUACUCUGGAACGUCGGCUCUCGAUGAGCAAAUUGAGAAAGCCACGUCGUCUAGCUUAGAAGACAUUGCCAUGAGUUUGGAGAUCUCGGACAUGAUCAGGUCCAAAACUGUGCAGCCUAAAGAUGCCAUGCGCUCACUUAAAAAGAGGAUAGGCAACAAGAAUCCCAAUAUACAGAUAUCCACCCUCAAGUUGACCGAUACCUGCGUAAAGAAUGGAGGGCAGCAUUUCCUGACCGAGAUCGCCUCUCGCGAGUUCAUGGACAACCUGGUGUCUUUGUUGAAAGUAUAUGGUCCUGCAGCAUUAGAUGAGGCCGUCAAGCAAAAGAUACUGGAACUGAUACAGGAUUGGGCAAGUGCCUCGCAAGGCAGGUACGAUUUGGCAUAUAUUAACCAGGUCUACCAGACCUUGACAAGAGAAGGUUUCAAAUUCCCUCCCAAGGCCGACGUGUCUAGCAGCAUGAUCGACAGCAGUGCUCCUCCUGAAUGGACUGACAGUGAUGUGUGCAUGCGCUGUCGUACUGCCUUUACCUUUACGAAUCGAAAGCACCACUGCCGCAACUGUGGAAACGUCUUCGACCAACAAUGCUCGAGCAAAACCAUUCCUCUGCCCCAUCUCGGCAUAUUGCAGCCUGUACGAGUCGAUGAUGGCUGUUAUGAGAAGUUGCAGAGCAAGAACAAGCUAGCUGGGGCUCCGGAACGCAGAGUAUCCUUCGCCUCGAGACCGCACACAAUGCAACCACGAGAUGCAAGGAUUGACAGCAGCUUCGAUGAAGACUUGAAGAGAGCUUUACAGAUGAGUUUAGAGGAUGCAAAAGGCAUCUCAAAUUCUGGUUACGUCCCACAGGCUCAAGCAAAGAAAGAGGCAACAAGGUCUUCAUCUGCAAUUAGAGGUACCUCAAAUGAGGACGACGAGGACGCUGACCUAAAAGCCGCAAUAGCAUUGUCGCUCAAGGAGGCCGAGGAACAAGCCAAGAAACAUGCUGCCUCGAUGAAGACGCAGUCCUCUCACACAAAUAGCGCAGGCUCUUCGAAACCUUUCAUCAUGCCGAGAAACGACUAUGAGUUGUCACAUACCGAAUCUGAGAACAUAAACCUCUUCGCCACUUUUGUCGAUCGAUUACAGCAUCAACCACCUGGAACGAUCUUGAGAGAACCACAAAUUCAAGAGCUAUACGAGAGCAUUGGAAAACUGCGGCCGAAGCUUGCCAGAACACUUGGAGAGACAAUGUCCAAGAAUGAGGCACUUCUUGACUUGCACGCAAAACUGUCAACAGUUGUACGAUACUACGACCGUAUGCUCGAGGAGAGGAUGAACCAAACCUAUCAGUACGGCCAGCAAGCAUAUGGCGGCUAUAGCAUCUCUUCUCCAGCAUCUCAUUCACAACCAUACCAGAACUAUUCCUCAAUACUGCCUCCUUCCACCAUGCCUAAUGGUGCUGGCCCUCCAUCUGGAGCCGAGAAUUACUAUUUCAGCAAUGCGCAGCAACAACCGCACCAAUUACAGCGGUCAUAUUCUUACACGAACUCACAGAAAGCUAAUGUACCAUCGUCACCAUACUCCCAAUACCCCCCAGGACCUCCAAGUCAGUAUGGACAGCCACCUAGUCCAAUUGCAUAUCACAAUCAACCACAACCGUCUCAGACACCUCAAUUACAGCCGCCGAAUAUCUAUCCAACAAUGCCUCCACCAGAUCAGUCGUAUAAUAACGCACCUACUUCUACUCCUCAAACAUACUCGCAUCCACCGCCCCAACAGUUACAGCCUCAACACUCGGGUUAUGGCGCUCCACCUCCACAGCCAGAUGGUUAUAGCUAUGCACAAUCACAGCCUCAAGGUACACAACAGCAAGCACCAGCUCAGAACUACUACACUCAAUCCCAGCCGCCACCACAGCAGCAACCAGCUGCGCCACCACCACAAGAGAAUCUGAUUGACCUUUGA
Molecule: messenger RNA, 1956 nt
Organism: Lithohypha guttulata
Lineage: Eukaryota; Fungi; Ascomycota; Eurotiomycetes; Chaetothyriales; Trichomeriaceae
Gene: VPS27
Product: Vacuolar protein-sorting-associated protein 27
Exons: 1
Coding region: 1-1956 (651 amino acids)
Biological process (GO): protein targeting to vacuole; protein transport to vacuole involved in ubiquitin-dependent protein catabolic process via the multivesicular body sorting pathway
Cellular component (GO): ESCRT-0 complex
Molecular function (GO): metal ion binding; phosphatidylinositol-3-phosphate binding; ubiquitin binding
Source: RefSeq, a predicted model, not a curated record